Thyridium curvatum is the source of this 2271-nucleotide messenger RNA. RefSeq lists its product as uncharacterized. The transcript is spliced from 4 exons. The record is from RefSeq and is a predicted model, not a curated record. Gene Ontology annotation, biological process: regulation of actin filament polymerization. NCBI's taxonomy places the organism in Eukaryota, Fungi, Ascomycota, Sordariomycetes, Thyridiales, Thyridiaceae. Gene Ontology annotation, molecular function: protein binding. Bases 1 to 2271 code for a protein of 756 amino acids.
AUGGCCGAGGUGGACGGGGUGCCGACCUUCGGCGCCGAACUGAAGGACGGCUUCAAGCCCGCCAACGCCUGGGUCGCCAAUGGCAUCGCCUGGCUCGACGAAAUACAGCAGUUCUACCGCGAGCGGAGUGCGAUCGAGAAGGAGUACAGCGCCAAGCUCAGGACCCUCGCCAAAAAGUACUACGAGAAGAAGACGCGGAAGCAGGCCAGCCUGAGCGUGGGCGACACGCCUACCAUGACCCCGGGCUCUCUGGAGAGGGCUCUUCGCCAUAGUGCCUCGCUGACCACCUGGGCUACGCAACUCUCCACCCUCGAGGCCCGCGCCGACGAGGUCGACCGCUACGGCAACGACCUCGUCAACCGAGUGGCCAUCCCUCUCCAGACGCUGUCGCAGAGAUUCGAAGAGCUCCGGAAGCGCCAUGCCGAAUACGCCGACAAGCUGGAGAAGGAAAGGGACAACUCGUACGCCGAGCUCCGCAAGCAAAAGGCAAAGUACGACACGGCCUGCCAGGAGGUGGAGAGCAAGCGCAAGAAGACCGAGUCGGGCUUCAGCCAGGCCAAGGCCCAGAGCAACUACCAGCAGCAGAUCCACGAGAUGAACAACGUCAAAAACACCUACAUCAUCGCCAUCAACAUCACCAACAAGCAGAAGGAGAAGUACUACCACGACUACAUCCCCGAGGUCAUGGACAGCCUCCAGGACCUGUCCGAGUUCCGGACGCUCAAGCUGAACGGCCUGUGGACGCUGGCCUCGGAGCUGGAGAAGGGCAUGCUGACGUCGAGCACGGGCAUGAUCUCCACCCAGACGCAGGAGAUCGGCCGGAACGCUCCGCACCUCGACUCCAUGAUGUACAUGCGGCACAACAUCGGCGGCUUCCAGGAGCCCCCGGACAAGGUGUUCGAGCCCAGCCCCGUGUGGCACGACGACGACACCAUGGUCGUCGACGACCCGGCCAAGGUCUACCUGCGCAACGUGCUCAACAAGUCCAAGGGCCAGCUGGGCGACCUGAGGCGGGAGGUGGACAAGAAGAGGCGCGAGGUGGACAACGUCAAGCGGCUGAAGCAGAGGGUGCGCGACGGCACGGAGAAGAAGGACGAGGUCCUGGUGGUGGGCCAGCUGUUCGCCAUGCAGGAGGAGCUGCACUCGCUGGACCGGAGGCGCAUCACGGCCGAGGUGGAGACGUCGACCAUCACCUCGGCCGUCGGCGACGUCACGCUGGGCGCCAAGAGCCACAACUUCAAGUCGCAGACGUUCAAGAUCCCGACCAACUGCGACCUCUGCGGCGAGCGCAUCUGGGGCCUCUCGGCCAAGGGCUUCGACUGCCGCGACUGCGGGUACACCUGCCACAGCAAGUGCGAGAUGAAGGUCCCCGCCGAGUGCCCCGGCGAGCAGACCAAGGAGGAGCGCAAGAAGCUCAAGCAGGAGCGCCAGGAGGCCGCCAACGCGCUGGUCGGCGGCAGGCCCGCCGGCGGCGGCUCGGGCGGCUCGACGCCCCAGGUCGCGGAGCUGCCGGCGCUGAGCCGCUCCAACACGAUGAACUCGCUGAGCUCGGGCUACGCGGCGAGCGCGCACCGGUCCAUCUCCGGGCCCUUGUCCCCCUCGGAGGAGACCCUGCCCGAGGAGCCCAGCGGCGGCCCGCGGCCGACGCCGCCCGCGGCCGCGGCGGGGGCGAGGAAGCGCAUCAUGGCGCCGCCGCCGGCGGCCUACAUCAGCGAGCUGCCCGGCAGCGCGCCCAACGGGUCCGGAGGGUCUGCUGCCGCCGCCGGCGAGCAGAAGGGCAAGAUGCUGUAUGCCUUUGAGGCCAACGGCGAAGGGGAGCUCUCGGUGCCGGACGGGCGGGAUAUCGUCAUCCUCGAGCCGGACACCGGGAGCGGAUGGAUCAAGGUGCGCGCGGGCUACAAGGAGGGCCUCGUGCCGGCCAGCUACGUCGAGGUCGGGCCGGCGCCGGUCCCGCUCGCGGCGCAGACGACGGGCGGGUCGCUGAGGCCGGCGUCGACGUACUCGAACAACAGCGGGUCGUCGUCCGUCGGCGGACCGGGAGCGGGAGCGGCCAAGAAGAAGGGCCCCGCGGUGGCGCCGCGCCGGGGCGCCAAGAAGCUGCGGUACGUCGAGGCGCUGUACGACUACGCGGCGCAGAGCGACUCGGAGCACAGCAUGGCCGAGGGGGAGCGGUUCGUGCUCAUCAAGGAGGACCCCGGGGACGGGUGGGCCGAGGUGGAGAAGGGCGGGAUGACCAAGAGCGUGCCUGCUAGCUACGUGCAGGCUGUCUGA